Molecule: messenger RNA, 14141 nt
Organism: Durusdinium trenchii
Lineage: Eukaryota; Dinophyceae; Suessiales; Symbiodiniaceae
Source: the annotation of a GenBank genome assembly
UCGGCUCAAGCUCUUUGCCCGCGGGCCUUUGCCUGGGCAAGAGUUUUGCCGAAUCCGAGAGAACUUGGUUUCUCUCCAACUAACGUAGCACAUUCACCAUGAUAUGUACAAUGAAGCUAGUCUGGUUGCUGCCCUUGGUGGACUUGGCCUUUGCGGCCAAGGUCAGACCUCUGGCAGCAAACCUCUCGUUGGAGUUGUUGGUCCAGGACCCUGGCCUAGCCUCCAAUAACACCCACCAUUGGAGCCUGGGUGAUAAGGAGGCCUUGGCCUUGCUGAAUGCGACCUCAAAUAGAACACAGAUGAGACGUCUUGAAGAGACGAGCGAAGAGGAGGAAGAGGAGUAUGACUAUCCGUCUGGACACGACAUGGAUGAGUUCGAUGACCCUUUGGACGAUGCUGAGGACUCAUCCUUUGCUUUGGAGCAAAGCUUUGGCAAUGCCUCUCUGAACGCUUCGGAGGAGUCGGAAUGGUGGUGCCGCGGGAACUGCCGCAAAUGCAAAAGGUGGAACCGAAGGGCAUGUACUGCAUGCCAUAGAGACUUCAAGUUGCAUCGGAGCAAAUGUCAUGAUCGGAGGUGUGGUGGCAACUGCAAGAGCUGCCCAGCCUUCAACCAACGGAAGUCCAAAAACCACUGCAACAGCUGCCAUGCUGGCUAUGUGCUGGUCGGCCGGGACUGCAAGAACAGCCACCGCGUGAAUUCCGGCUGGUCUAAGCGGGGAGACGACAAGCAAGCCCACGCUUGGUGUCCUAAGGGCAUGUAUGUCAAGAAGUGUUGGGGAGGUUUUAAGGGUGAUGGCAACUUUGUGGACAAAGAAGGGAGGCGCUGUGUCUCCCAAGCCACUGGUGGCAUGCGGGUGAAAGCACACGCCGACUGCUGGACGACCAAGACCGUGCCAGAGGUCCCUUCUGGUUGGAAGCGGAAUGAUAUCAAGACGACAUGCUCAACUGGUGACGCGAUUGGUUGCACAUGCUAUUCAGCUUGGCGUGUGAAGAACAAGUGCUAUGACUCCAACCACAAGAACAGCGCCGACUUCUUUGCCCCGACGAACGGUGAGUGCAAGCGCUGGACCCCCAACCAUGCCAGUAGGGUCUUCGCCCUGUGCUCCCACGCACCCUGCGGCGACUUCAACUGCGGAGGAGGAGCUGACCGGAUUCACAAUGCGAUCGGCUCCACGUUUGGCAAGUGUUGCAAGUGCAAGUCUGGCUUUAUAAAGGUCGGCGAUGCGUGCAAGACGGAGCACCGUGUGGACUCCGGCUGGUCCCACUGGGGUGACGACAAACGAGCGCAUGUCUGGUGCCCUGAGGGUAUGUAUGUCAAAAAGUGUUGGGGAGGCUUCGACGGCGAUGGAAACUUCGUGGAUAAGGGGGGGAGACGAUGCACUUCCCAAUCUACUGGUGGCAAACGUGUGAGGGCGCAUGCCGAUUGCUGGACGACCAAGACAGUGCCAGAGGUGCCCAGUGGCUGGAAACGGAAUCACAUCACCACGAAAUGCAAGACUGGAGAUGCCAUUCAAUGCACCUGCUAUUCAGCCUGGAGGGUGAAGAACAAGUGCUAUGCCCCCAACAAAAAGAACAGCGCCGACCAUUUUGCUCCGACCAACGGCGAGUGCAAGCGUUGGACUCCCAACCACAACAGCCAGGUCUAUGCAUUGUGCUCCCAUGCACCCUGUGGCAACUUCAAUUGCGGAUCAGGUGCCGAUCCCAUGCCCCAUGCCAUUGGCUCGACCUUUGGCAAAUGCUGCAAGUGCAAAGCGGGGAAGGUGAGAGUUGGCAACGACUGUAAGACGGAUCACCAUGUGGCAUCGGGGUGGUCUGCAUGGGGAGAUGACAAACGAGCAGAGGCUUGGUGCCCCGAGGGCAUGUAUGCCAAAAAGUGCUGGGGAGGCUUCAACGGCGAUGGAAACUUUGUGGAUAAGGGGGGGAGACGAUGCGUUUCCCAAUCUACUGGUGGCACUCGAGUGAGGGCGUUCGUUGACUGCUGGACCACCAAGACGGAGCCCCAGGGUACCCAUGGCUGGAAGAAAAAUCACAUUGCCGUAAGAUGCAAGAGUGGUGAUGCCAUUGGAUGCACGUGCUAUUCAGCCUGGCGUGUGAAGAACAAGUGCUAUGCCUCCAACCGGAAGAACUCCGCUGACUUCUUCACCCCCACCAACGGGGAGUGCAAGCGCUGGACCCCAAACCACAACAGCAAAGUUUAUGCCUUGUGCUCGCAAGCACCUUGUGGAGACUUUGCGUGCCCAGCAGGCUACACAAAGAAGGACCGCAAUACCAUCGGCUCCAGUGCGGCCAAGUGCUGUACCCCCGUGAGUUGCCCCGCUCACUCCUCUGGCACCGAUGUCCCGAGUGGCUGCAGCUGCCACACAGGGCGCAAGGGUGACAUCAAGGCCAGCACGCACCAUCCAUACUACACAGGCUCUUGUGACGCAGCGCCAUGCCCUUGGUGGACCAGCGGCACGGACGUCCUGGCUGGAUGCAGCUGUUGGUCGGGCUAUUUUGGCUCCAUCACAGCCAAACAAGGCAAACCGUACUAUUCAGGCGGCUGCAAGUCCGCUUUGGUGGGUGGUACCUUUGCCUUCCACAACGCGAAGCACAACCGCUUCAUCAAGCUUGACAAGCACGACAUGAAGCGCAGCCCUGGAAAGGCUGCUGACAAGCUGCCAGAUGGAUGGGGCGCCGAGCGCUUUGUGGUCAAGGAGGGUGGAGAAGGGCGCGUAGGAUUCUACAGUCCAGGCCGGAAGCAGUAUUGGCAGAUGCACAAGUCGGACAUGAGCAAAGCUGGCCACAUGGGGAGCUGGGAACUGUUCCGAGUGGUGGACGCUGGUGCUGGAGUUUUUGCCUUCCACAACUCCAAACACAACCGCUUCGCCCGCAUGAACAAGAAAACAAUGGACACGAGUGGCAAGAAGGGUGCAACAAGUUUGCCUGGUGGUUGGAGCUGGGAGCGCUUCAAGAUUGUGCAGGCUGUGCCGGGAUUCCGUCCCGGAACGAUCAUCGGGCUGUUUAACCACGACCGCUAUGUGAAGAUGACAAACUCGUGGACAUUGAGCGGCGGCUCGAGCACAGCAGACAAUCUCCCAGAAGAUGGACAGUAUCAGGUGGUGGAUGCUGGCAUGGGCCAGAUCGCCCUGUACAACCCUGCAAUGAAGAGCUAUAUCCAGUUGUCGAACAAGUGGGAAAUCGGACGAAGAACUGAUCUCACUGACGAGGCCCGCUUUACCAUCGUGGACCUUGGCAGUGGUAAGAUCGGGUUGCACAACGCCAAACGGAAUCGCUUCUUUGGCUUCUUCAAGAAUGGAAAGGUCGGCCGCAGCCCGGAGAAGGACGGUGAUGAGAUGCCCAGCAACUGGGAUGCAGAAAGGCUCACGGCACUCCAGAUCAUCAAGUGCAGCACUGGCAGCGAUUCAAAGUGCAAGACUUGCCUGGCGAUGAAAGACCGCAAGAAAGAAGAUGAAUGCGCCAGCUGCAACGACGGAUACUACCUGGACAAGGGUCAAUGCAAAGCAGCUUCCUGCCCCUGGUGGACAGCUGGUGCGAAUGUGCCCAGCGGCUGCACCUGCUGGACGGGCUACUUUGGAAGUAUCACAGCAACGUCCAGCAAACCAUACUACGAGGGAACUUGCAAGUCCGCUUUGGUGGGUGGUACCUUUGCCUUCCACAACGCGAAACAGAACCGCUUUAUCAAGGUUGGUAAGAACGACAUGGAGCGCAGCCCCACGAAAGCUGCCGAUGAUCUACCAGCUGGAUGGGGUUCAGAGAAAUUUGUUGUCAAGGAGGGUGGAGAAGGGCGCGUAGGAUUCUACAAUUCUGGCCGGAAGCAGUAUUGGAUGAUGCACCAUGCGGACAUGCGACGAAUUGGCCACAUGGGAAGCUGGGAGAAGUUCCGACUCGUGGACGCUGGUGCCGGCAAUGUGGCCUUGCACAACGAGAAGCACAACCGCUUCGUCCGCAUGAGUAAGAAAACCAUGGACACCAGUGGCAAAAAGGGUGCGAAAGAUUUACCUGGUGGCUGGACAUGGGAGGGCUUCAAGGUUGUGCAGGCCAUCCCGAAUCUCGAUUUGGGCACCAUCAUCGCGCUCCACUGUGGACAGAACAAUCGCUUUGUGCAGAUGAUCCACAACCGCAUGCAGGGACACUCUGACAAGCUGGAUGAUUUCAAUCCGGGCUGGUACAGUGUGCCACUCAAGGUGGUGGAUGGUGGCAAUGGACAACUUGCCUUCUACAACGAGAGAGCCAAGAAAUAUGUCAGCAUGACCGGAACGGAUGUGUCGCCAAGCUCUACCCUGGACGACCAGGCCAAGUUUACCGCUGUGGACAUGGGAAGCGGGAAGAUUGCCCUGCACAAUGCCAAGUACAAUCGCUUUCUGGCGAUGAGGUCGUCGGGCAACAUGGAACGCAGCGGCGUCAAGGAUGGGGAUGACAUUCCAAGCUCCGGCUGGGAGGAAGCGGUCUUCACCGUUCUGAAGUCCUUCAAUUGCAAGACCGGCAGCGGCGAGCUCUGCAAGUCUUGCCCGGUUCCAUCGCAGCGAGAGAAGCACAACGAAUGCACGAGCUGCAAUGCUGGCUACUACCUGGACGGCACUACUUGCAAGGCCUAUGACUGCGACAACAAGAAAUGUGCCACCUGCGUGGAUCAAGCCCAGCGGAAGGCCCACAACCAUUGCAGCACGUGCCACGGCGGCUCUGUCAUCGUUGGCCGAGAGUGCAAGAGCGAGCACGUGGUGAAGAGUGGCUGGUCGGCGACGCGGGAUGACCGCCGGGCGACCGCCGAGUGCCCUGCAGGCAUGUGGUUGAAGAAGUGUGAGAUCGAGAGGACGCAGAAUUGGGACUGGGGUGAUGGCGCCUUUGUGGAUGAAGAUGCCAAGAAAUGCACCGUUCAAACUGGCGCGGCGAAACAGAAGCUGAAAGCCAAGGCCACUUGCUCCACCACCCAGACGUACGGCAUGCAUUCUGCUGGCGGUAUGAAGGGAGGCAAGCGGCAGACGGACUGCCCAAAACCCAUCUCUUGCAUGUGUCACACACACUGGGAAGUUAGAAGGAAUUGUGAUAAGAAGCAAGCAGUCUUCAGCCCCUCUGGUGGCACCUGCCAACGCUCCAGCAAAAGCAAGAAGCAAGUGAAUGCCAUUUGCGAGAUCGCGCCCUGCUCCACGGGUUCCGGCAGCAAAUGCCGCAGCUGCAAGGACAUCCGCGACCGCAAGGCGGAUCAUCAUUGCGACAGCUGCAAUCCGGGCUACUAUAUCUCAGGCACCGGUUGCCAGGCCUACGCCUGCAACUCUCCCUGUGCGACCUGCGUGGCGCAGAACUUCCGCAAAAAAGACAACCAGUGCGCCAGCUGCGACAGCGGCCACACUCUGGUUGGGGAUCAGUGCAAGGCCUACGCAUGCAACACGGGCGGCGGCUCCAAAUGCAAGAGCUGCGUGGAGGUGUCCAAGCGCCAGAGAGACGACCAGUGCGCCACCUGCAACAGUGGUUACUUCCUGGAGGACGGUGAGUGUAAGCCCUACAACUGCAACACGGAUGUGUGCAAGAGCUGUGCGAAGCAAUCCGAGCAGAAGGGCCAUGCACACUGCGCUUCGUGCCACGAGGGCACAGCCCUUGUGGGCAGCGAAUGUAAGAGCGAGCACACGGUCACCAGCGGCUGGUCCCAAGCCAAAGACGACCGUCGAGCCACCGCCACGUGCCCGAAAGGUAUGUGGCUGAAGAACUGUGAGAUUCUCAGAAAUCAAAAUUGGGACUGGGGCGAUGGCGUCUUCGUGGACGACGACGCCACGAGCUGCACCGUCCAGACGGGCGCUGCGCGGAAGAAGUUGCGCGCCAAGGCCUCUUGCUCCACGACCCGAACCUACGGCUUGAAGUCGGAAGGCGGCAUGAAGAAAGGUGCCACACAAACCCACUGCGCCAAACCGUUGGCCUGCAUGUGCCACAGUCAUUGGGAAGCCCGAAAAAGCUGUGAUGGCAAGAAGUCACUCUUCAGCCCAUCCAAUGGCAUUUGCAAACGCAAGAGCAACGGCAAAAAGCAGGUGAAUGCCAUUUGCGAGAUCGCACCCUGCUCUACGGGCUCUGGAAGCAAGUGCAGGACCUGCAUGAAUUACCGCUUCCGAACAGCUGAGAACCACUGUGCUAGCUGCAACCCGGGCUACUACCUGGACGGCACCGUUUGCAAGGCCUACAAGUGUGGAUCCUCCUGCAAGACGUGUGUGGCUCAGGAGCAGCGCGUGGUCCAGUUUGAGUCCACGAAAGGAAAGAAGUGCAAGAAUACUCCUUUCACGUUCAACAGCGGCGUCGGCUGCGAUGGCUGGAGCCGCCUGACGGAGGCGGAGUGCACGCAGAAAUGCCUGGACAGCGAGCAAGCGAAGAACUGCCCACAAAAGCCUUGUGCAGCCCUUGCGUUCUACAAGAGCAGUGGUUGGUGCCACUUGUACGAGAAGUGCGAUGGUUUCGAGUCCGACAAGCAUGCGACAGCCCUGUUGCCACAGGAGACGGACUUCUGUGCCACCUGCAAUGGUGGUUUCUUUUUGGAAGAUGGAAUUUGCAAGCCCUACACCUGCGACACCGACAAAUGUGGCAGCUGCGUAGACCAGAAAGAUCGCACACAACACAACCACUGCAAGACGUGCAACGGCGGCUACUUCCUUUCGGGCAAGAAGUGCAAGGCAUAUGGCUGCAUCAAGGGCACUGGGGACAAGUGCAAGACUUGUGUGGUGCAAGGGAAGCGAAAGGAGGAUAGCCACUGUGCUGCCUGUAACGAUGGCUUCUACCUGCACAGCCGCGACUGCGAGGCGUUCACCUGCAAGGAGGGAAAGAACCGGCUUUGCGAGAGCUGCCGACCGCAAGACGAGCGGAAGAUGGAUGGCCACUGCUCCAGCUGCAACUUCGGCUACGUCCUGAAAGGCGAUGUUUGCCAGUCCGUGAUGGUUGGUUCAGUCAUCGCGAUCCACAACGCUGAAUGGAAUCGCUAUGUGAAGAUGACCUCCAACGACCUCACCUUGAGCCCGAAGAAGGGAGCGGACGAGUUCCCUGCUGGCUGGUCGGCUGAGAAGUUCUUGGUCAUCGAUGCCGGCAAGGGGCGUGUGGCGCUGAAGAACACACGGCAGAACAAGGUCAUCAGCAUCCAAUCCACGGGCGACUUGGUCCCCGCGGAUCUGCCAGUGCCGCAGUGUGUGGAUGGGAAGUUCGGCCUGAACUUCUGCUCCCAGUGGUGCAACCACGAGGGCUUCUGGGGAUGUGGCAUCUCCAAGUUGAUAGGAAAGGAUGGCCGAAACACCGACAACCAGGACUACACUUGCGACUGCUCUGGCUGCUCUGGCUGCGCCGAGAGCCCAAGCAGCUGGGUGCCAGUGUGGACGGGCAAGAAUGGUGAGGUGGCUUUCCACUCACCUUCUGGCAGUGCUUGGAUGAUGAUGACGGAGGACAACAUGUGGGGCAAAACCAGCUACACCGCAGAGCAGAUCAUGGGCUCUUGGACUCGCUACAAGGUCGUGCAGCCACAUCCACUCUUGGCCGAUGGCUCGAUCAUCGCUUUGCACUGCGGCAAGCACAAGAAGUUCUUGAGCAUGGGCAACAGCGACAUGAGCUCCACCAAGGUCAAGGGCAAGAACAACUUCCCCGACAGUUGGCUCUCAGCCAAGUUCCGCGUGGUGGACGCGGGCUUCGGACAGAUCGCCCUGUACAGCGACAAGCAUCAACGCUUCAUCCGGCUUCAUGGCAAAGACUUGAAGCGCAGCUCCAAGCAGGCAGACAAGAAGCUCCCGGGUGAUUGGGCGGACGAGCGCUUCACGGUGGUCUACGCCGACGGAAAGCUGGCCUUCCACAACCCCACCUUCAAUCGCUUCCUGCGGAUGAACAAGAACGGGGCCGACACCAGCUCUGUGAGGAAUGCAGAAGACCUCCCAGACGGCUGGAGCUGGGAACGCUUCGAGCUGGUCAACGCCAAGUUCACCUGUGCCACGGGUGACGGCUCGUCGUGCAAGACCUGUAAGAAUCCCAAUGACCGCACUGUGGACGACCACUGCGCCAGCUGCAACGAUGGAUGGAAGCUGGUGGGCACCAGCUGUGAGGCGGUGCCGUGCCCAGCGGACUCCACGGGUAGCAGCGUGGGAAGUGGAUGCAGCUGCAAUGCAGGCUUCAGUGGCACCAUCGAACCCACAGGCGACAGUCCUUUUUUCAAAGGUUCCUGCAGUGCCGUGGCUUGCCCAUCUUGGACGGAUGGCAAGAAUGUGCCAAGCGGCUGCGCCUGUUGGAAAGGAUACUUCGGCUCCUUGCAAGCCACUAGCAGUCAGCCCUACUACACCGGUAGCUGCAAGUCUGCCUUGGUGGGCGGCACCUUCGCGCUGCACAACGAUGCCAACAAUCGUUUUGCCAAGAUGGUGAGCAACGACAUGAGCCGCAGCCCCAAGAAGAAAGCAGAAAGCUUGCCGGAUGGCUGGAGCUCGGAGCGCUUCCAGGUGGUCGAGGGUGAUGCGGGGCGAGUGGGCCUGAAGAGCAUCAAGUACAACAAGUAUGUGUGCAUGGAUCACUCGAACAUGAAGAAUGUGGGCCACCUCAAGAACUGGGAGAAGUUCCGCGUCUGGGACGCCGGCGACGGCUCGGUGGCCUUCCACAACAGCAACCACAACCGCUUCAUUCGCCUGGGCGACCGUGCGCUGGACACCAGCGGCAAGAAGAACGUCCGUGACUUGCCCAGUGGCUGGAGCUGGGAGCGUUUCGAGGUCGUUCAGGCGGUCCCUGGGCUUCCCACAGGCAGCACCAUUGCGCUGAACUGCCACAAACGCUUCCUUCAGAUGAGCGGCCAACAGCAGUUGGAUGGCCGCUCUGCUGCCGUAGAUCAACUGGCGGAUGACUGGGAAUCCGUGCGCUUCGAGGUGGUGGAUGCUGGUCAUGGCCAAAUCGCCCUGUUCAACACCAACCUGAAGAGCUUUGUGGAGAUGACUGGCAAGGAUGUCUUGCGCAGCGAAGAGACCUCGAAGACAGGGGUGUCGGAUGAGGCGCGCUUCACCGUGGUGGACAUGGGCUCCGGAAAGAUUGCCCUGCACAACGCCAAGUACAACCGUUUCGUUGGCAUGAGGGCGUCCGGUGAGGUGGUCCGUAGCCAGGAGAAGGAUGGCGACGAGCUCCCCAGCACCUGGACGGAUGCGAUCUUCAAGGUGGUUCAGGCCUACAAAUGCCAGACGGGCAGCGGUCAGAUGUGCAAGAGCUGCGUGGCGCCAGGAAAGCGCGAGGCUGAAAAUCACUGCGACAGCUGCUACGCGGGCUACGCCUUGGUCGGUCGCACAUGCAAGGAUGAGCACGUGGUCACCAGCGAGAAGUCCGCCAAGGCAGAUGACAAGCGCGCAGCUGCUCAGUGCCCUGAAGGCAUGUGGCUGAAGAAGUGCGAAAUGAAGAAGGGUGGCAACGACUGGGGCGACGGCGCCUUCGUGGACGAUGCCUCCACCACGUGCACCGUGCAGACGGGCACCACGCGGCAACCGGUCAUCGCGAAGGCCACUUGCAGUACCACCAAGACCUACGGCAUGAAGUCUCAAACUGGCUGGGCUCGAGGCAACCUCAAGGUGCCUUGCCCCAAAGCCAUCGCUUGCACAUGCUACAGCGCCUGGACGGUGAACGGCGAAUGUGGAAACGUGGCGGUCUUCAACCCGGAGAAUGGCAUUUGCUCAGGAAGUGGUGGAAAGAGGCAGCUCAAUGCGAUUUGCGAGAUCGUGUCUUGCUCCACUGGCUUGGGCGACAAGUGCAAGACCUGCAAGGACGUGCGUGACCGACAGGCGGAGGAUCACUGCGACAGCUGCAAUCCGGGCUACUACAUCUCAGGGACCUCAUGCAAGGCCUAUAGCUGCGAGAAGGGCAGCGGAUCGGCCUGCAAGACCUGCGUGGCGCAGGCCAAGCGUACGGCGGAUGACCAGUGUGCCUCCUGCAACCCUGGAUGGGCGUUGGUGGGCACCGUGUGCAAGAAAGAGCACAAAGUGACGUCGUCCUGGUCGAAACGCGGCGACGACAAGCGGACCAGCGUGGAUUGCCCUGCAGGAAUGUGGGUGAAGAAGUGCUGGGGAGGCUUCGACGGAGACGGCAAUUGGGUCUCCAACAACGGCAAGACCUGCAAUUCCCAAGCCACCGGCGGCAUGCGGGUGAAAGCGCACGCGGACUGCUGGACCACCGAGACCUUGCCCGAGGUCUCGGGUCGUCACUGGAAGAAGGGCCGCAUCACCGUGGACUGCAAAGUGGGCGAUGCCAUCGGCUGUACCUGCUAUUCGGCCUGGAGGGUGAAGAACAAGUGCUUCGCCGCGAAUGGGAAGAACAGCGAAGCCAGCUUUGCUCCGGUGGACCACAAGUGUACCCGUUCGACCGGUGGCCACCGAGUGAAGGUCUUUGCCCUUUGCUCGCAGGAGAAGUGCGCCUCGUACGAAUGCCCCGAAGGCUACGACCCCAAGCCUGCCAGCACCAUUGGCUCCAGCACUGACAGCUGCUGCAGUGUAGUGACAUGCCCUGCCGGAUCUGCGGGCGAGGGAGUGCACAGUGGAUGCACCUGCCAAGCAGGCUACACGGGAUCCAUCGAGAAGAGUGGCACUGCUCCAUUCUUCAAAGGAUCUUGCGAUGCGGUUCAGUGCCCCAAGAACAGCCAUGGGACGUCGGUGGUGGAUGGCUGCACCUGCGACACAGGCUACAGCGGUGAGAUCAAGGCCUCGACGGAGAGCCCCUUCUUCACCGGGAAGUGCAAGAAGACCUGCGCACUCUACACCUGCCCCAAAGGUUGGAAGCCGAAGGCGGAUAGCGUGGUGGGUGCCUCGCGCAAGGCCUGCUGUGAGCUCGUCAAGUGUCCCUCAGGUUCGAGUGGCGAGAGCGUGGUGGACGGUUGCAGCUGCAAGGCCGGCUUCUCUGGCACCAUCAGUGCCUCCAGUGCCAGCCCGUACUACACUGGGUCCUGCAGCUCAGUGCAGUGCCCCAGCCACUCGGAGGGCGCCAAUGUGCCCAAGGGAUGCAGCUGCAAAGCGGGCUACAAAGGCUCCAUCGAGGCUUCGACCACGGAUCCCUUUUACACCGGCGAGUGCUCGGCGGUGGCCUGUCCCGCGAAUUCUGCCGGCACGGAUGUGCCCAGUGGCUGCGCGUGCCUGGCCGGUUUCAGCGGCUUGGUAGCGGCCUCGUCGAAGAAACCCUUCUUCACCGGUGGUUGCGCCUCUGUGGACUGCCCAGCCCACAGCGAGGGGAAGGAUGUCGCCAGUGGCUGCAGCUGCCUGCCCGGGUUUGCGGGCAGCAUCGGUGCAACCACGGCCUCGCCCUUCUUCGUGGGCGAAUGUACUGCCGUGGCCUGUCCAGUUCACUCCACAGGAACCGAUGUGCCCAGCGGAUGCAAGUGCAAAGAUGGCUACAAAGGCACCAUCAAAGCCACCACCGCGGAGCCCUUCUACGAGGGCGUUUGCACGCCGGUGGCCUGCCCAGCGAACUCUGCCGGCAACAACGUGCCCGGUGGCUGCGAGUGCCUGGCAGGCUUCUCGGGUAGCAUCACAGGCGACGACACCAAGCCGUGGUACGAGGGGAGCUGUACGGCUGUGAGCUGCCCUAAGGGCUCUUCAGGCACCGAUCUGCCUACGGGCUGCACCUGCAAAGCGGGCUUCAGCGGCAGCGUUACCGCAACGAAAAAGACACCCUACUUUUCGGGUGGCUGCGACGCCGUGUCCUGCCCUGACAAUUCUGAAGGAAAAAAUGUGCCACGUGGCUGCAGCUGCAAGACGGGCUACACCGGCACCAUUACGGCGACCAGCAGCUCUCCUUUCUUCUCUGGGGAGUGCAAGGCCACUUGCAGCCUCUUCACUUGUCCUCAGGGAUGGAAGCCGAAGCCCGGCGACACCAUCGGAGACACCCAGGAGCUCUGCUGCGAGACCGUGGCCUGCCCGGGCAACUCGGCCGGCGCUUCGGUGAGCGCUGGCUGCAGCUGCGACGCCGGCUUCUCGGGGGCGGUGACCCCGAGCUCCAAGAGCCCCUUCUACGAGAACGGCUGCACGGCGGUUCAAUGUCCGGUGCACUCCACUGGAAAGACCGUCCCCAGCGGCUGCUCCUGCAAUGCAGGCUACAGUGGCAGCAUCACAGCCAGCAGUCAGACGCCCUUCUUCGCCGGCAGCUGCGAGGCGGUGGCUUGCCCAGAUCAUUCAUCUGGGGCUGACGUGCCCAGUGGCUGCAAGUGCCAUGCUGGAUUCUCCGGUGCCGUCCAGGCCACGACCACUGCACCGUUCUUUACCAGCACCUGCAAAGCGGUGGCCUGCCCUGCCAACUCUGUCGGCACGGACGUGGCGAAUGGCUGCCAGUGCCAGGCGGGCUACAGUGGGAGCAUCGAGGCCUCGCAGAAAGCCCCCUUCUACACCGGCAGCUGCGAUGCGGUCGCCUGCCCCAAGAACGCCAAGGGCACUGACGUCCCCAGCGGAUGCACAUGCAAGGAUGGCUUCAGCGGAAGUGUCUCUGCAAGCACUGCGGCUCCCUACUACACCACGACAUGCACCCCUGUGGAGUGCCCUGAGAACUCAGCAGGUCAAAACGUGCCUAAGGGCUGCAUUUGCAAUGCCGGCUACACUGGCAUCAUCGCUGCGGCCCCGCAAGGCUUCACUGGCAAGUGCAGCCCAGCAGCCUGCCCGGAUCACUCAAGCGGUACUGAUCUCGUCAGUGGCUGCACGUGCAAUCCAGGCUACUUCGGCACCGUCACGGCCAAGAUUGGAAGCCCCUUCUUCGAUGGUGGUUGCCAGGCCUGGUCCUGUGCGCCUGGCAGUGGCACCCAGUGUCAGAGCUGCGUGGAGCAAGCCAAGCGAACGCAGGCAGAGCACUGUGGCAGCUGCAAUGUCGGCUACUACAUCGAUGAGCCCAGCUGUAAGGCCAUGACCGCAGACCAGAAAUGUGGAGGCCCUACAUGUGCCAAGAACUGCCACGGGGAGAAGUGCGGCUUCAAAUGUGCCGGAUCGCUCUUCGGGCAAGAGGAGUGCGCCAGGGCUUGUGACGGCGCCUCCUGUGGUUAUCAGUGCACUGGUGGAAAUUGCGCUUCCAGCUGCAAAGGAGACAAAUGUGCCUAUGAAUGCACUGGUGGCAAGGAUGUGCAACAGUGCGGUAUGGGCUGUGUAGGCAUGGAAUGCGCCUACUAUUGCCAAGGCACUGAGUGUGCCAAGCAGUGCGAUGGCGACCGCUGCGGCAGCUACUGCAGCGGCGAAUCUGGCCCGGGACCCGCCCAGACGCAAUGUGGCUUCGAGUGUAUCGGCACCAUGUGUGCAGCGCAGUGCAGCGGAGAACGCUGCGCUUACCGCUGCCAGGGCUCGCAUGAGGACGUGGGCAGUUGCGGCACCAAGUGCCAGGGCACCGAGUGUGCCUAUCGUUGCGAGGGGAGCAGCUGCGCCGAGCUCUGCCAAGGCGAGCGGUGCGGCUACGGCUGUGCCAGUGGCAACGGCGCCAGCCAGACUUGCGCCAAAGGGUGCCACGGGGAGGAGUGUGGUGCUCAAUGUGAGGGUGCUGCCUGUGCGGCCAGCUGCCAGGGUCCAAAGUGUGCCUAUGAGUGUUCUGGUCAGCUUGGGGAUCUGCAGACCUGCGGCCUCGAGUGCGUGGGCACCAUGUGCGCGGCCAAGUGCCAAGGUGCUGAGUGUGCCAAGGGGUGCCAGGGCGACUUCUGUGGAAAGGAAUGCAGUGGCAGCACAGGUGACAAGUCUCACUGCGCGGCUGGCUGUGUGGGCCGCCGCUGCGCUGCGAAGUGCAAAGGAGCUUAUUGCGCCGCCGGCUGCGAAGGAGUUGGCUGCGCCAACGGUUGCGAAGGUGACCAUUGCGAUCAAGGAUGCAAAGGCGAUCAUUGCUCCAAAGGAGCUGCGCCUGCAUCCACGUGUGAAGAGGCCUUGGCUGCCAACCCUGGGCUGUGUGGCCUCAAAUCCUCCUACAAGGAUGAGGUCCUUUUUGCCGGCGAAGAUGCCAAGGAUGUUUGCUGUAGCAAGACCGACUGCCCUGACGGGUAUGAGCUGGUGGACGGCUCCUGCGAGAAGCCCAAAUGCAAGGGCACGUUGGUGCAAGGUUGUUACCUCAGCAGUUACUCCGAGUGCGAGAGCACUUACAUCAAAUACGAGACGGAGUACAUCCAGUGCGGUGUGAGCGGUCCCAACUGCCUUUCAAACGCUGUUUGUAUCUUUGACGGAUGA